This is a messenger RNA of Hyaloscypha bicolor E, 1554 nucleotides long. RefSeq names its product FAD/NAD(P)-binding domain-containing protein. The record is from RefSeq and is a predicted model, not a curated record. Gene Ontology annotation, molecular function: flavin adenine dinucleotide binding; NADP binding; N,N-dimethylaniline monooxygenase activity. The coding region runs from base 1 to 1530 and encodes 509 amino acids. Lineage: Eukaryota; Fungi; Ascomycota; Leotiomycetes; Helotiales; Hyaloscyphaceae. The transcript is spliced from 5 exons.
AUGGCUGAAGAUGGUUGUGUAAGGUCGGUGGCUAUAAUUGGUGCGGGAGCAGCUGGCGCCAUAACUGCAGCCGCAUUUGCGGCAGAGGAGUAUUUUGAGAGGAUACAGGUUUUUGAGAGGAGAGAGAGUGCUGGUGGGACUUGGAUAUACGACUCCUCACCUCCUUCUAAGUUGCCACUCAAACCCGGAAGUUUACCACCAGAGUUGGAUCCCUCGCUUCCUGUACCAAAUAAUCUCCCUGAGAUUACGUCCCCGAACGAGCAGGAAAGGUUUACUCAAACUCCGAUCUACUCUUCCCUCACGACAAACGUCCCAGCAAUCGCAAUGCCCUUCUCUGACCUCCCCUUCGCCUACGGCCCAUUCGUGCCCCACCACAUCCCGAAACAAUACAUCGAAUCCUACUUCGCCUAUCACAAAAUAGACUCCCUCCUCAGCCUCAACACGACUAUUGAAGAUGUCUCUCUCAUCAGUCCCCCAAACAGUGCAAAAGAAAAGUGGAAACUAACGCUAAGAAAACACGACCCGGUUCGUCAAGUAGAUGUAUGGUGGGAAGACGCCUUCGACGCUGUAGUGUUGGCGAAUGGACAUUACUCCGUUCCCUUCAUCCCCGAAGUCACCGGCCUCGCCGCCUACAUGAAGCUCUUCCCGGGCAGGAUCCAGCACUCCAAAACCUACCGCACGCCGCUCUUAUACACAAACAAGAAAGUGCUAAUAAUCGGCAACUCCGCCUCAGCAAAGGACCUCUCAAUGGACCUCCUCUCCACAGUCGCGCACCCGCUCUACCUCUCGCGACGCUCUGCGUCCCGCUGGGACGGGCCUUCGCCCCCUCGUGGCAUAAUAUGGAAACCGGUAGUCAAGGAAUACCGCAUGGAUGGACGGAUUGUGUUUGAUGACGAGAGUUACGUAGAUGGUGUUGAUACGGUGAUUUAUUGUACCGGCUACCUCCCCUCCUUCCCCUUCUGGGACGCAAAGAACAACGGCCGCGAGAUCUGGGAUUACAAGAAAAACAAGCUUGCGAAGACAUACCUGCAUACCUUUUUCCACGACUUCAAAACGCUGGGGAUUGUAGGCAUGCCGAGGGUGCUUACGUUUAGGAGUUUUGAGUACCAGGCGAUUGCAUUGGCUAGGUUGUGGUCAGGGAGACAAACGAAAGCUUUGCCAGGUUUGGAAGUGCAGGAGGGGUGGGAGGAAGAAAGGGAGAUUUUGGGGAAGAGGCAAGGCAAGAAGUUCCAUGAUAUUGAGUGGGGGACUGGAGAGACGUUGGGCUGGUUAGGAGAGUUGUAUGAGAUUGCGGGCUUGGGAAAGCUGACGGGUGAGGGGAGAACGCCGCCGGUGAUAGGGGAGGAGGUUAGGUGGGCAAUUGAGAAUUUGCGGAAAUAUCCUGAGCCUGGAAAGGAUAAAGAUGAGAAGAGGAAAGGGAAGGUGGAGGGAGAGAGUGUCUCUAGAGAAGAUAGGUUGGAAGGUGGAGAUGCAGAGCAAUGGGUGCUUGUCGGCAGGAGGGCAGAGAAAGACUUGCUCUCAUUCAUAUAGGACAAACUAUUAUUUCACUAGGAG